Cyprinus carpio (common carp) is the source of this 8948-nucleotide messenger RNA. RefSeq names its product nuclear factor of activated T-cells 5. The record is from RefSeq and is a predicted model, not a curated record. NCBI's taxonomy places the organism in Eukaryota, Metazoa, Chordata, Actinopteri, Cypriniformes, Cyprinidae. Gene Ontology annotation, biological process: regulation of transcription by RNA polymerase II; calcineurin-NFAT signaling cascade; cytokine production. Gene Ontology annotation, cellular component: transcription regulator complex. Gene Ontology annotation, molecular function: RNA polymerase II cis-regulatory region sequence-specific DNA binding; transcription factor binding; DNA-binding transcription factor activity, RNA polymerase II-specific.
GGUGCGCAUGCGCAGAAAGGGGGGAGGAGUCGCUGAAAUAAGGUGAAUGGCUCUUAUGGCUGGCUAGCUAAUCAUAUGGGGGAAAAAACAUAUUAAAACGUUCAUGAUUGUGAAUUUUACUACAGUACAUGUGCUGUAAACCCAUCAUAAGGAUUUUAUGAUUGAAACAUCUCUCUUUCUGUAUGCAUUGCUCUUGAAGCUGAGAGUGAUAAGAGUCGUUUCCUCUGAUCUCAUGAGGCUUUAGCAUGCUAGCAUGCCCUCUGAUUUUAUAUCUCUUCUGAGCGCCGAUAUCGACCCCAGUUCUCCCAAAUCGCUCUAUUCCAAAGAGUCAGUGUAUGACCUGCUCCCUAAAGAGCUGCAGUUGCCCUCGAUCGUACAGCAGGACAAGCCCAGCAUGAGCCAGAAGAGCGGCGGAGAGGCCGGACCUCCUCCUCCGGCUGCCCUGGCCUCAGAUGCUGCUGCCACUUGCGCCGCUGCCUCCUCCCCUGGAGGACUCAGCAGUACACUUCCUUCCUGUCCCAGCAUGCUCUCUGCUACCUCAGCCCCAGAGCAGGCUUCCAGGCUCCACAGCGGUCCCGCCGCGGAGGGGAUGCAGGAGAGGAUGGGUGUGGAGCCUGGAUCAGUGGUGUCUAUCAGUGCGGUAGAUGCUGUCGGAGCCACACAGAGCCAGGCGACUCCCUCGAAGCGGCGGACCGUCCUGAGCAUCUCGCCCCCUCCGGAGGACCUGCUGGAUGACAGUCGCAUGUCCUGCCAGGAUGAUGUGCUUCCCAACCCGGACUCGGAGCAGAGCAGCAGCAUGUGGAUGGAUGACUCUGUGUCCAACUUUAGCAUGGGCAGCAGCAAUUCGUACAACGACAAUACUGAAGUGCCCAGAAAGUCUCGCAAGAGAACUCCUCGUCAGCGGCCGGGGCCAAAGCCUGCGGCCCGGGAUGAAGCCGGCAUGGAUGUGUUUGAUGCAGACAGCGCUAAAGCGCCGCACUUUGUUCUUUCACAACUGGGUUCAGACGCCAAAGUCACACCCAAAGUGAGCUCCCUGGAAGUGUCAAACAAUCAGAAGGGGGGCAUUCUUUCCAUUCAAUACCCUCAGAAGAGUGAAGGGAAGGAGCUGAAGAUUUUGAUGCAGCCUGAGACACAGCACAGAGCACGAUACCUGACGGAGGGAAGUAGGGGAUCCGUCAAAGACCGUACCCAGCAAGGAUUUCCUACAAUCAAAUUAGAGGGAGUCACUGAACCAGUGGUGCUCCAAGUGUUUGUGGCUAAUGACGCUGGACGUGUGAAGCCCCAUGGAUUUUAUCAAGCCUGCAGAGUGACGGGGCGCAACACAACAGCCUGUAAGGAAGUGGAUAUCGAAGGGACCACAGUUAUUGAAGUAAACCUUGAGCUGACCAACUCUAUGACCCUAGCCGUGGACUGUGUUGGAAUCUUGAAGCUGAGGAAUGCCGAUGUUGAAGCUCGUAUAGGGGUUGCUGGCUCCAAAAAGAAGAGCACUCGAGCUCGUUUGGCCUUCAGAGUCAACAUCCCAAGAGCCGAUGGAUCUGUCCUUACCCUCCAGGCCCUCUCCUCUCCUAUUUUAUGUACUCAACCAGCUGGAGUGCCUGAAAUCCUUAAGAAGAGUCUUCACAGUGGCUCUGUCGCAGGUGGAGAUGAAGUCUUUAUCAUCGGCAAGAACUUUCUCAAAGGAACAAAAGUUAUUUUUCAGGAAAAUUCUACAGAUGAAAGUGGCUGGCAGUCAGAAGCAGAAAUUGACAUGGAACUUUUUCAUCAGAAUCAUCUAGUGGUGAAGGUUCCCCCAUAUCAUGACCAGACAGUGACAUCCCCGGUGUCCGUCGGGAUUGCUGUAGUGACAAACGCAGGGAAAACACAUGAUCUACAGCCUUUUACCUACACUCCUCUAACAGAUAAGGUUGAAAUACCAGUGAAAUCAGAACUGCCAGUCACAGUCAAGGCUUGUACCUUUGAAGAGCAGAUAAAAGCAAUGCAAACUGAGACCAGUUGUCUAAACAAUGUCUUAAUGUUACCUAUGGUCAAACGAGAAGAACCUAUGGAAGUUUCCUGUAAUGCAGCACCUUCAGACAUUUUUAAGCCUGUAGAGGCCCUUAGUUCAACCCAACAAAUCUUGGAGAUAAGUACUGUCCUUCCCUCUGCCACCAAGUCUUUUCCAAGUCCUGUUGCUCUACAAUCUGUUGACUCACAACAGCCAUCAGCUCAAAUAUUUACAACUCAAGAAACCUUAUCCACCAUACAGAAGCAGGACAUACCUUCACCUGCAUCGUUCCAAGUGUCUUUGUCGGAAGACACAACAGUUCUCCAGCCUGUUCCCCCUCAGGUCCCUCAGCAAUUCUUGCGGGAAACCCCAGAAACUUUGUCUCCAGAGGAUAACGGUGCAGAUGGAAGUGGAAUGGUAUUGUUGGGCAUAGACUCUCGGAAUCCUCCAUCCCAGCGGCCACAAGUUCAGGCUCUUUUGCCCCAGGAUGGUGUUACACAGCUAGAGAGGGCAGUAAGAGAGCUGCAAGCACAACAACAGCUAAAUUCUGUACUUUAUAGCCCGACACCAUCUGCAGAAAGCCUUCAGCAACAUGUCCAGGAAAACAUGAACAGUUUAAGGUUGGGUGGAAAUGAGACCACUCUAACAAACCAGCUACAGCAGAAGCAAGAGCAGAAUAUAUUGGAGAAUCUGCAGCAUCAGCAACAGAAGGCACUUGUGGAUCUACAACAUCAACAGACAGUUCUUGAAAAUUUGCAGCAACAUCAGAAGGUCUUGGAAAAUCUCCAGCAACAGGCUCUUGGCAACAUUCAGCAGCAACAAACACACAAAGUUUUGGAGAAUCUACAGCAUCAACAGCAGCACCAUCAGAAUGUCCUGGAAAACAUUCAGCAACAAAGUUCUAUAGUGACUCUGCAGCAUCAAAAGGUUCUCGAUAAUCUUCAACAGCAGCAACAGCAUCAGAAAAAUUUAGAAACUCUUCAGCAUCAGGAAGUAAUAGAGAACCUAAAGCAACAAUUGCAGUCAGAGCUCUUGCAGACACAGAUUCCAAUGCAGUGCACACCUAGCUUCUCUAGCGAACAGCAAGGCUCCACACAGACUAAUACUCUAUCGCAGCCCUCUGAAGGCUUCCUCCAGAACCCACCCCAGCAGCAGUUGCAGCAGCAAACUACUCUUUUCCAACAGACCGGGGGUCUUAUGACCAUUCAGUCAUCAAGCUUUCUGCAGCAGCCAUCCUCUCAACCCUCACCUCCACAGCCUCUUUUUCAGAGUCAUAACCCCUUGACUGAAACGCAAGACUCACAGACAGUACUCUUUGGAACCACAAAGUCACAAGUCCAAGCAACCUUAUUUCCUGGUACCAUGACAAUGCUAACAAGCACCAAUCUGCCCACAGAUCAACAGGCUCCUUCAGCUAGCUUGUUUAUUGCACAGAAUGUGUUGCCUAGCCAGCUAUCAUCGGACAAUAACCUGAACCAGCAACAGCAACAGAUAGCUUUCCUCACGCCCAUGCAGACAACUGGAACAGAAGCUCAGUCUGUCUCACUUUUUCAGGGACAAGCACAGUUGUCCACCCUAAUGGAACAACAACAGUCUCCCCAACAACAACAGAUGGCAACACCCCAACAGGCCACUCUUUUUCCAAAUAUUGCCACAAUAUCCCCAAAUCAGGCACAGCCACCAACACAGACAGGCAUAUUGUUCUGUACCACAACCAUUAAUCCCCAUGAUCUGCCCCAGGCUCUGCUAUUCAGUGGCCAGAACCAAGCUUCACUAGCAAGUGACCGUCUCCCAGAGAAUAUCUUUCAGGAGCAGCAACCCAUGCAAGUUGUUCCCAGCUCUGAAAACGUUACUGUGAACAACCCUUCAAACCAAUCCACCGCCUCAGCAGCCCAGCCAACUCCGAAUACACCAAUUAUUUUUCCACAAGCCAGUGUUGUGAGUGUUGCCCAACAAGACUCAGCAGAGCCCAUGUCUUUUCAAGACCAGAGCACCGUUGUGAGUGGUUCCUCUGCCAGUAUGCCUUCAACACGGACAGAACUUUUUCAGGACCAGCAACCUAUGCAGGUUGUCCCCAGUGCCACCAGCGUAACCCCUGUCUCUCCUACGGACCAACCUUCUGUCAACAUUUUUUUGCCUCAGUCAGCAAUUUCAGCCCUGCAAGGUGGUAUAAGUGCUCAGGAGUUACCUACAACUGCCACAGCAGCCACCGUCUUUAGUGGACAGAGUGGUGUGGCUGGUGGCGGUCUCCAGAACACCACAUCUUCCGCCCCUCAGCAACCUCCCAGUCAACUCUUUCAGACAGCUAUUGGGGGAACUCUCAGCCAACCUGGACAGUCAGGACAAGCAGGACUUUUUCUUUUUGAGAUUCCCAGUGAAUGUGGACCGCUUAUGAAUUCUCCUGGUCCGUCGUUGUCAGAUCAGCUUGUCACCAUGGGCCAUCCUGGUUCGGAUCAGACCCAGCUUCAAACUAGCGCACAGAUUCACCCCUUACUGGACCAGUCCAACAACCUUGAUGAUAAGAUAGACGAACUUCUGGAACGUUUUCAGGAGCAGGAAAAGACGCUUCCUAGGGAUUUCUUGGACCAUUAAAGAUAAGUAGUCCGACACCUCAAUCCAGUAGACCACCGUCCACACUGCUUGUUGAUGUUUCUUUAUAUCUUGUGUCAUGUGUAGGUAUUAACUAACCUUGGGGGUUGUCUCAGUUGGGGGGGGUCUUCACUUGUAUCUAUGUUUCUGAAAGCUUGUAAUGUGUUGUUUUGGUGGGACCUGUUACGUAUGGAUCUCGUCACAGCUCCUUUUUCUUGAUGGACGUAAAAAGGGUCCACUUCAUUGAGGCCACUGCUUGGCAUGUCAACAUAUCAUGCGACCCAUUAAGCCAUUAAGUAUAUUGGCACUUUGCUACUUUGUAUUGUGUUCUUGACUUCCACUUGAAUCUUGUCCAUUUAUUGCCAUCAUUAAUCUGUUUUCCAGUAGAAACCAACCUAGUACAACAUAAAUUCAAAAACUCUCUGUUGCCGUUGAGAUACUAAUACAUUGUGAAUGAAUUUGAAAUAUUUAGCACUUUAGGGAGUUCCUACCGGAAAUUCUCCCUUUUAGCUUUGUAACCCAUGUGUGUCUACGUGGCUGUCAAAGCGUUUCAUGUUUUGAUAGUCAUAAUGCUUUUCUAAAAAUGUGUUUGUGUUUCAUCACUCUUUAGUGUCUCUUUUCAGAAUAUAGCCUAUUUCAUGAGCCAUGUUUAAUGUUUUUUAAGUGUUUGAAUGUUUGACAUGUCCAUCUAAUCUCUCCAUUUUCACAUAACAUUUAAAGUCAAGAUGCUCUAUGUAAAUCACUCCUCCCCUUCUCCUCUGUUUAAGGUUUGUUAUAUUUAAUUUUAUUUAAAUGAUCAAGAGGUCCAACUUGUAGACAUGAAUUCCUAUCAGGGAUGUGAAAAUGUGCAACAUUGCCGUUGAGAUAUGUGAUAUGUGAACAGAUUGUAUUAUCAUCCACCAGAGCGUCUACACUGUGUUUGUUUAAGUGCUCAGCAGAAAGUCAUGGAGCACAUUUGUACUAUAUAAGAUGCAGCUAUGUUCUUGAUUUUGAAUUGCAUGUGGUUAAUGGUGAUUAUUCAAAUAAGCACAAGCCUGGGAAGAGGAAUAGUUCACCCAAAUAUGAAAAUCAAUAUUUAUUCAUCUCUGUGCCGUUCCAAACUGGUAUGACCUUCUUUCAUCCGUGGUGCUUCAAAAACAUAAAUUGAGGGUAUUUUGCUUCGAGGAAUGCGAUUUGAGAGCUAUCAUGGAAAUUUUUGGUCUGUUCCUCUCACACGGCAUCUGAAAACUUGGAAUAUUGUGUACUUGCUUUUUUUUAUGAGUUUGACAGGUUUAGGUCAUUGAAUGCUUGUGUUGUACAGGAAAGAGCAGUGAAAACAUUCUUCAGAAUUGUGCCUGUUGUGUUUCACAGAAGAGAAGCGGUCAUACAAAUUCUGAAUGGAAUGACAGGAGUGUUAGAAAAAUAAUGAUAGGAUAUUUAUUGCUUAUUUGAACUAUCACAACUAUGAGGGUGUUUUUUGGGCAGCUUAAAAUGUAAGUUAGGUCCAUAUUUCCUUGAGGGUUUGAGAAGGGAUUGGUUUGUACCCCCAGCCCCAAGUUACAAUAAAUCUCAUCUACGAUCAGAUAGACUCGAGGCUCAGUUAUUAGAGGAGAAAAUCAGAUAAAAUCCCAAGUUUAAAACAAGCUAUGAUGACGAGAUGGCUUCAUAACAUCACUGCACGACAAUCUCAUCAUACAAGUUUUACAAUUGAUCUUUUGGAAAAUAUGAAAGCUCUUACCAGUCAGAAAUCAUUAGUCAUGUGUCCUAACUGGAAGAUUUCUCUACAAGUAGGCUAAUCAUCCGAGUGUAGAAGGGGUAGUGUACGCUGGUAAAGUAACUCGUACAGGGUUUGAUAUUGACAGAAUGCUGCUACAUUUUGUCAUAACUGAUACUAAUUAGUUGUUUACAUCAGUCUUGAUUGUUUUGUUUUUUUAAAUGGUUAGAGCUGUUAAUUAUUUCUUAUAAUGACAUUUCAAAGCAUUUUUUUUCCUCAUUUCUUUUGAAAGUCAUUGUCACACCCUCACUGAGGAGGUCUUUGUGUUUUAGGACAUUGCGCUGAUAUUUUAUUAAAUCACAUUUAUUUGACAUCUUACUUCAUAGACACAUGCAGUCUUUCAUUGACAAUAUUCUCAUGCAAACAUAAUGUGAGGUAGUUAUAUUUAAAAUCUUCAUAAACAUCUUUGCUUUGAUAAGUCAGUUAUUUUUACAUCAUUCUUAUCUUUUCUUGACUUUAUAUUCUUUUUUUAACGCUUUAUGUAAAAUGUGCAUAAUUACUAUUGUAAAUAGUAGAUCGGCUGUUUUAAGUGUGCUGUUCCUUUGUGAGGUAGCAGUUUGUUAAAAGCUUGCUCUCUUUGUAGUAAAACAUAAUAUCUCACCUGCAAGUGAGGCAUACAUACAGUAUUUUUGUAAGACUGAAUUUUGAAAUGUACUAUGUACAUUUGAAACAUUUAAAAGUGAAUUGUCCCAUCUGCAGUACUGUACUUCAUAUGUUGAUAUUCAGAGCGGUGGAAUGAUGGUUUUUGUCCCCAUCACUGUGUUACAAAAUGGAGAUUGUUAUUUGUUUGGUAUAAGUGAAAUUGAAAUAUUGUUGAUUUCUAAACAAUUAAAAAAAAGACCGGUUUUGGGUGUGGGUGAAUCUCACACAGACUAAUUUUUUGCCAUAUUUCACCCCAAAAUACAUGCAUUUAAUAAAAGUUAUAGAUCUCUGUAGCCUGUUAAAUCUAACAAUAAAUAUUGUUCUUGUUAUUGAAAGAUGAAAAAAAAAGAAGAUUAAUUUAAAUAAAGUACAAUUUUACGCAUAUUGGUACUAUUUGUUUUACUGAAUUGAAUCGAUGCUUGCUAAAAAAUAAUGGUUUUCAUGGCUGUUACAGUUUUUUUUUUUUUAUUAUAGAUAUGAAAAAUUUAUUUAUUUUUUAUUUUGGGGUGAAAUAUGACCUGGAUAUUUCUUUGUGAGAUAUAUAGGCUAAUGUUCUGGAACCUGGGUUCCAUGCAAAGCCAUAAAAAAAAAAAAAAAAAAUUCAAACUCUGGAAUCAGAGUGGAAGAAUGUGUGUGUUUUACCUCAUGGUGUAGGACAUAUAGAUUCACACUACAUCUAACCUAAGGACCAAUUAAGAAGAAACAAUAUUUUCUCAAAUCGAGGCAGCAGAAUCAAUGUCUUUUGAUUAAAUAAUCAUCUGUCCAUUCUUGUGUUUUUUGGUACUGAUGCUCCAGCUUACGUCAAAAUCAUACUGUAUGUAUUAUGAACAAAAAUACAUUUCUGCACAAAUCCAUCAUUUACAUUUUUUUUAAUCAUAUUGUGCUUUUCGAUUGAAAGUACUUUGUGCCUUUGCAAGCCUUUCCUCUUAUUUCUAAAGGACCUUUGUAUAUAAUAUUUAGAUGUUGGGAUUACUAGUACUUAAUCCAGAAGUAAAAGACUAGGGUUUUUUUUUUUUUUUUUGGUCUGGUCAAAUUGUCAUUAACCAGUCUGUCGAUGUAGUCUCAAAUACAUCUGAACAUUUAUAUCAUGACACUGUUAUGCAGCCUCAACUCACUUUUUUUUUGCUUUAUUUCAAAUGUCCUCAUUCUCAUCCACUGGUGGUUAUUGCCUCUUGAAAUGUGUAAGAUCAAGGUGCAAGGUUAAAGAAGGUUAUUGAUCUCGGUGAUAACUGAUUUUUCUCUGUUUGUUUGGCCAGCAGGUGUUGGAUUUUUGUUAGUAAAUGUUCAAUUUAAAAAAGGUUUGAAGAGCGCUUAACCCAAUCACCAGCAGUUAUUUGUGCUUUUAUUUUAUGUGAAAGGUGUGUUUUGAAUGCACUCUUUUUACACAUUUUUGAAUUUUGUUUGCUUUUGUUUGAUGUGAUUAACGUCAAAUGCUUUUGAAGUUGUCACAAGACAGUGGUUCUCAACCCCCCUACAAACUAGCGUCAGUAGAUUGAAGCAACCAAUUGUGUUUAAAUUAUUUCACAUUUUUCAAAAACUGUAUGUACCAACAAGUUAUAAAUGGUAUAGAUUUAUAAUUGGUCUUGGCUCGGGACACACAGGACCACAUUUCUACAUUGCAAUUGGGAGUUUAAGUGCUGCAUUUUCACCAGAGUGAAAAAUAGGCAUGUGAAUUGGCACUUUGCAUGUAUCUUUUAAUUAUUUACAUUUAUUAAAACUUGUUUUAAAUAAAUGGUCAACGAGCCCAUUUGGAAGUUUGCUGUCGCCCCCUAGUGGCCCCUGGUUGAGAACCACUGUUACAGGGAUAAUCGUUCACUCAUGAGUGUGUAAGAAGUACAUUCAGUAUCGUGAAGAAACGUGAACUAAUGACAUUUGACGUAAAUAAACGUAUUUUGCUUUAAUCAGUACAUUUGUAUACUCCUGCAGUUAUAUUUCUGUAAGAUGUGCUGCUAUAUGAAUAAAGAUAGAUAUGAAGUUCUG